AUGGAAGAGCAGCGCAUUAGAAAUUUUGCAGCCUACUACUCGCACAGCCAUGCCCGCCCCUUGCUCGCAGGGGGGGGAGAGUGGAGGCGAGUAUCAUUGAGUCGCGAGAAAGAAGUGCUGUGUGUGGAACCACCAGGCUUAGCAAACGACACUUAACAGUAGCCACGGCGCGGGCACAUCAGAGAGAGAAGGAAAACAAACUGCACCGUCUUGUUUAUGGUGUUGGUCUCUCCUUCGGCCCAUGAAUACCUCCGAAAGUGGAUUUUAAUUCGAACAUUUGUAACGAAAACGGCACGCCGGCAGUGGGUGUGAGGAUGGUGGUCCCGGAGAGCGACGCUGUGGUCCAGCCGGCGGAGAGCGGAGACGUGGGCGUGCCGGGAGAGAGCUCUCAGCCCGGCUUCCAGGCGGAGCAGGACUCCGCGGGGGCCGAGCUGGAGGAGGUGCGCAAGCUGCAGGAGCUGGUCCGUCGGCUGGAGGUCCAGAACCAGACGCUGCGCAGCCGGGGGGGCAAGGGCUUGCUGGGCGGGGCCAACGGAAACGGCAACGACAGGACGCUGGGCGAGGAGGAGGCUGACGAGGCGCACAGGCCCGAGGACAACGCGGGCCUCAGCGACCGGGACUUCUCCCCCUGCCGCCCUCAGGACAGCAGCAGCAGCGGAGACGCGUCUCCCCUCCUGGAGGUGGGCCCUCCGUGCGGCAGGUAUCUGGACCUGCCCUGCGCUAACGGGCCGGAGGAACCGCCAGGCCUGGCUCCGGCCGGCCCCGCGUCGGAGCUGCAGGACGGGCCGGGACCGGGCCGGGACCACUCGGCUCUGGACGAGGUGGACGUCCUCGACCUGGAGGACUGCGAUGAGGCGGAGGACGAGGACAGCUGGUUAUACGUGUCACCUAAGAAGCAGGCCCUGGCGGAGCAGAGACAAGAGUCACCUAUGAAGUGGUGCAGGAAGGUGCUGGACCACCCCAGCCCUGAGACGGAGGUGGCCUGCCGAACACUCAUCAGCCGCCUCGACCAGACCACCCGAUGGAGGAACCUGUACAGCAGCCCCAGUCAGGGCUCUGUCGGGGCCAGCUCGGAGGCUGGCUCGUCCUCCACUGCCUUGCUCUCUCCUGGGUACCACAAAUCGACUAACAAAACAGUACUAACCUGUGGCAGCUCAGGUCACGCGAACGCGCCCUCGGCCCUGAGCUCGCAGUCCUCCAUCGACAGCGAGCUGAGCACCUCUGACGACUCCAUCUCCAUGGGCUACAAGCUGCAGGACCUCACCGACGUGCAGAUCAUGGCUCGGCUGCAGGAGGAGAGCCUCAGGCAGGACUACGCCUCCAGCUCUGCCUCCGUGUCGCGGCGGAGCUCCAGCGCGUCCCUGCAGUCCCUGCGGCGCGGCACCUACAGCGACCAGGAGUUCGACACGUACAGCCUGGAGGACGAGGACGACGACUGCUGCUCCCUGCCCCAGCGCCUGCACCGCUACUCGCCCUCGCCCCUGAGCUCGCCCCGCUGCCAGUCGCCUAGCGCCCUGGCCGAAUACGGCCGGCUCAGUGCCCAGCGCGCCCGCCCGCCCCGCCGCUCCCUGCAAGGCCCCGGGCCCGAGCUACUCAAGUUCGCCAAGAGCGAGGAAGAGCUGAGGCACAGCAUGCCCAACCUCGCCCCACGCACAAGCCUGCGCUCUCUGGAGGCAGUGCGGAACAGCCGCAGCAUGGAGGCCAACCUGCAGAGUCCAGGAAACCGCAUCUCACGCCUGCCGCACUCCUCCACAGGUACAUCCUCCAGCAGGAUUCGGGGAAAUGGCCAGUCGCCCCUCUCCCUCCGUGCCCCGGUCAAAGCUAUGGGCCCCAUGGGCCCCAUGGCCGGGGUUCGGCAGCCCCUGAGGGGGGCAGCAGCUGCUGCAGCACAGGGAGGCUCUGCGGGAGCGGUCCGGAGGGUCCAGUCCCCGGGCCCGGCCGGCAGGGCCGCUGCAGGGAGCGGUAAACAGACUCCGGGGCGCGCCCGCGUCUCGCUGGGCGGGCCGGGACCUGCACAGCGCGGAAGACUGGCCCAGCCAGCCAGGAGGUCCAUGGGCUGGACCAAAUCUUGCAGUCCCGUCACAGACGAGUCGUGGAAGGACGGCUGUUACUGAGGCCGAAAAGCCCCAGUGCGCCUCACCGCUCAGUGCAGUAUCACCAACGCACUGACCCUCUCUAUAGCUGAACCCCAGCAGGCUGGGACACUGGCUGCUCUGCACCUCACACAGGACAGGUGAUGCCAACGCGUUGGCAUAGCAGUCCCUCAAGACGGGCCAGAGAGACCACAAACACUGCGGUCCAGAGACUGACAAGAUGGGGCACUGACAUUGAGGAUUUCUUUUUCUUUUGUUUUUAAUGUCAUCUCGGUCUGAUUUAUUGAAGAUUUGUGAAGCUGCUGGAAUGGUACAUUACAAGUUGAUUUAUGCUGUAAUUAUGCAUUGUAGUGAUACAUUUUUCAAUCACAUUUUACCGAUUUGUUUAUGAACAUGUAGGUACCUCCAGAUUUGUUACGGUGUUUUAAUGCACGUUGUUGUCAAACCAUGUGUCGGCCAACUAAAACUGGACAUAGCCUGUUUUUUUUCCAUUGACAAAGUACGGACAUGUACUGUAUUGUGUGAGGACACUGCCACUCCGCAGCACUCAUUUUUACGGAUUUUCUUCCAUCCAGAACCAUGGGAAGUGAAGAGUGAUUUGGUGAGAUUGGCUGUUGUUUUUUGUUUUGCUAUGAAGGGGUCUGUAUUGUAUGUUUUGUUGGACACAGCAAUGCAAUAUCUGUCUGAACCAUUCCCUCAUAACAAGUAAAAAAAGAAUUUUAUAAAUGAGGAAGAUUAAAA
Conger conger (European conger) is the source of this 2834-nucleotide messenger RNA. Its product is annotated as SLAIN motif-containing protein-like. Bases 315 to 2114 code for a protein of 599 amino acids. The record is from RefSeq and is a predicted model, not a curated record. Gene Ontology annotation, cellular component: microtubule plus-end. The transcript is spliced from 9 exons. Lineage: Eukaryota; Metazoa; Chordata; Actinopteri; Anguilliformes; Congridae. Gene Ontology annotation, biological process: cytoplasmic microtubule organization; positive regulation of microtubule polymerization; microtubule nucleation.